This is a messenger RNA of Pelobates fuscus (common spadefoot toad), 17359 nucleotides long. RefSeq names its product hemicentin 1 (gene HMCN1). Gene Ontology annotation, cellular component: neuron projection. Lineage: Eukaryota; Metazoa; Chordata; Amphibia; Anura; Pelobatidae. Bases 79 to 16629 code for a protein of 5516 amino acids. Gene Ontology annotation, molecular function: calcium ion binding. The record is from RefSeq and is a predicted model, not a curated record. The transcript is spliced from 106 exons.
CUUAAUCUUCUCAUUUUGGGUUUUACCUAAUUAAUGUUUUUCUAGUUGAGAUUCUUUAUUCAGUAGAAAUCUUAAAAGAUGAGUUUUUCUUGUAGAAACAAAGUAUCUGUACAGCUUGCAGUUUUCCUGCUUCUUGUUCAGAUUCUAAGAAGAAAUUCCUGUUCAGAAACAGAAGCAGAUGCAGGAAAUACUCUGGAUGAAGCAUCCACAUUAGCGUUUGUUUUCGACGUUACUGGAUCUAUGUACGAUGACUUAGUUCAAGUGAUCGAAGGUGCAUCCAAGAUUUUAGAGACAUCUUUAAAUCGACCGAAGAAACCGCUUUAUAAUUUUGCGCUGGUGCCGUUCCAUGAUCCAGAAAUCGGGCCAGUUACUAUCACAACAGAUCCUGAAAAAUUUCAGAAUGAACUUAAAGAACUUUAUGUGCAGGGUGGAGGUGAUUGCCCAGAGAUGAGUGUUGGAGCUAUUAAAAUUGCCUUGGAAAUAUCUUUGCCUGGAUCGUUUGUGUAUGUGUUUACGGAUGCAAGGUCCAAAGACUACCAACUAGCCAAUGAUGUGCUGCAGCUCAUUCAACAGAAACAAUCCCAGGUCGUUUUUGUGUUGACUGGCGACUGUGAUGACAGGACACACGUUGGAUAUAAAGUGUACGAGGAGAUAGCUUCCACUAGCUCCGGACAAGUAUUUCAUCUGGACAAGAAGCAAGUUAAUGAGGUUUUAAAAUGGGUCGAAGAAGCUGUCCAGGCUUCAAAAGUGCAUCUAAUUUCCACCGACCAUCUGAAUGGGGCAUCAUAUACCUGGGACAUUCCGUUUGACCCCAGCCUUAAAGAAGUAACUGUUUCACUCAGUGGACCGUCUCCAGACAUUGAACUCUAUGAUCCACUAGGGAAGCAAGUAAAGUCUGAAAAUGGUCUUAAUGAGUUACUGAAUAUAUAUAACUCAGCCAAAGUAUUAAACAUCAAAGAGCCAUUGUCUGGAAUGUGGAAAAUUAAGACAUCAAGCAAUGGGCGCCAUUCAGUGAGAAUUACCGGCGUUAGCACUAUCGAUUUCAGGGCAGGAUUUUCCAACAAGCCUACGUUAGAUUUCAGUAAAACGUCCAGCAGACCUAUACAAGGGAUACCCACAUAUGUGCUCUUAAAUACCACGGGGAUUAGUCACCCGGCAAGAAUUGAUCGUCUUGAGUUAUUGACUAUAUCUGGUGAUCUUCUGGAGACAAUCCCAGUCAAGUAUUACCCCGAACGCACGCCCUAUGAGAUAUGGAAUGUGACUGAAUUUAUCCCACCAAAUGAACCAUUUUUCCUAAAAAUUACGGGUUAUGAUAAAGAUAAUUUUCUGUUCCAACGGGUAUCAAGUGUUUCCUUCUCUAAUAUUAUUCCAGGUGCCCCAAAGGUCUCUAUGCCCAAGGUAACUCCUGGGUAUUAUCAGCAGCCUGGAAGGAUCCCCUGCUAUGUGGAAAGCCUGCUCCCUGUUACAGUGCGUUUUAGUAAGAACGGAUUCAGGAUUGGAAAAGAACAGAAAUUCAGGGAUUCUGUUAAUACAAGCUGGGAGAUUGCCAAUGUCUCUAUAGCAGACGAGGGUUUCUAUGAAUGUACAGCUACAAGUAACGCUGGAAGUGCACGUGCUCAAACCUUCUUAGAUGUAAAUGAACCUCCACCUGUAAUUAGAACGCCUAACAAUGUCACGGUCACCAUUGGUAAAGGGACAUUUUUAAGUUGUGACAUCUUAAGCACCGUUCGUUAUAACUUGACAUGGGUGAGAAAUAAUAUGGAUUUAAAAUAUGCAGAUAUUUCCCGAUUUAGGAUUCUUCGCAACAAUUCCUUAGAAAUCAAAAGUGUAACUAUUGAUGAUGCUGGGGAAUAUAACUGCUACACAUCUAAUGAAGGAGGCACGGCUAUAGCUACAGUUACCCUCACUGUUCAAGACCCACCAAGAGUUGUGCUGGAGCCCAAGAAUAUAACGUUUACAAAAGGAAGAGAAAUUAAGCUGAAAUGUUCUGCAACUGGCUAUCCCACACCCCAUAUAGUUUGGACUCACAAUGACAUGUUUAUUAGAUUCUCUAGCAGGUAUGUUUUAUCCCAUGAUGGAACCUUUAUAAUUAAAACUUCCAUGGAGAAAGACUCUGGGACCUAUACUUGUUUAGCUACGAACGCAGCUGGAACAGAUCAGCAGACAUCGGAUGUUGUAUACAUUGAGGCUCCACAGAUAACUGUUGCGAAAAAAGAAAUGUUGGUAGAAUUUGGCGCGGAAUCUGAAAUGGAAUGUCAAACAACUGGCGUGCCGAAACCAGAUGUUUACUGGUAUAAAGGUGAUAUCCAAAUAGAGAAUUCAUCGAUGAUUACUAUUGACUCACAAUUAGGAAUUAUAAAAAUAAAAAAUACACAGUAUUCUGAUGCUGGACAUUAUGUGUGUACGGCUACUAAUGAUGCUGGAACAGCAAGUGGAAAAGUAAUUCUUGAUGUUGGCUCCGCUCCAGUAUUUAUUGAGACACCAAGUGAUGUGUCAAAGGAUAUCGGGUCAGACGUGACUUUGUCAUGUAAAGCAGCGGGUCGUCCUGAACCUAGAAUAAAAUGGAGGAGAUUAAAUGACACGUCGCCAUCUCAAAAACCCUUGAUCCAUCAGUUCAACAAUCAACACAAGGUAGCAACACUUCAUAUUAAAAACCUGUGGGUAGGAGAUGAGGGCAUCUAUAUCUGUGAAGCGGAGAAUCAGUUUGGAAAAAUCCAGUCACAAGCCGCAAUUACGAUUACAGGACUUGUUGUUCCUGUGAUUGGAGAGAGUCCUGCUGUGGUCAGUGUUAUUGAAGGAAACCAAGUCACAUUGCCAUGUGUUCUUUUAGCUGGGAACCCUUUUCCAGAGAGGCACUGGGUCAAGAACAAUAUUGUACUGGUUUCCAACCCCUAUGUCAGUGUUCGUACAGAUGGAAGUCUCCACCUGGAAAGAGUUCUUUUGAACGAUGGCGGAGACUAUUUAUGCUCAGUGACAAAUGUUGCUGGGACAAGCAUCAGAAUCACCACUCUUAAUGUAUAUGUUAGCCCUGUAAUUCAACAUGGACCUCAGAUUUUCAGUACAAUUGAAGGCAAUCCUGUAUCUCUGCCCUGCAAAGCAAAUGGAGUACCUAAACCCGUGAUAACCUGGAAAAGAAAGGGAGAUUCCAUUGUUCCGAACAAUGAUACAUUCUUGAUUGACUCAGAGGGAAGUUUACAGUUGUCUUCUCCAGCAGGGGAGGAUUCUGGGGAAUAUUCUUGCAAUGCAGUGAAUGCUGCGGGGUAUGCAGCCCGUAAAGUUCAACUAACAGUUUAUGUGAAGCCAAGAAUUUCAAAUCCAGAUGCGCUGCACCCCAACGGGAGCCACAAACACCUUAUUGAAAUAUCAGUCAAAGCCGGAGACGAUAUAGUACUUCCGUGUGAGGUUAGCAGUACUCCACCUCCAUUUAUCACAUGGGCAAAGGAGACACAGCUCAUUUCACCAUAUUCCCAGAGACACAACAUUCUCCCAUCGGGGUCUAUGAAGUUAUUUGAAGCCAGAGUGUCUGAUGGAGGGAUGUAUACAUGUGUUGCUACAAAUAUAGCAGGGAACAUCACUCAGUUUGUAAAGCUUAAUGUCUAUGUUCCUCCCAAAAUUCAGCGAGGUCCUAAGGUUAUUAGGGGAAAAGUCGGUCACCCCUUUGAAAUAACCUGUAUAAGUCAUGGAAUACCUCCUCCGAAAACAACGUGGCUUAAAGACUGGCAGAAAUUGGAGCCAAUGCAAGAUCCGCCAGAUAAUGUGUUAAGGGUUGAAAGUGCAAAGAUUUCAGAUGCUGGGAAAUACACUUGCAUUGUUAGCAACAUCAUUGGACAGGACAGCGUCAAUGUCACUGUAGAGAUUCAUGCGCCUCCCACACUCUCAGAUCUAGAGCCUCCUUAUAACAACCCAUUUCAAGAACGAGUCUCAAAGCAACCGAUUUCGUUCCCAUGUCCAGCAAAAGGUAACCCCAAGCCAAUUAUUAAAUGGCUGCGUAAUAACAAGGAAUUAACGGGUGCUGAACCUGGGAUCAACAUUAUCGAGGGUGGUACAAUGCUCAUCAUUGAUUCCUUAACACCGUAUGAUAAUGGAGAGUACACUUGUGUUGCAAUUAAUGAAGCAGGGCUAACAGAGCGAAAAUACAGCCUGAAGGUUCAUGAUCCUCCGGUCAUCAGAGACAGGGAAAAGCUGACAAAUGUUUCUGUUUUACUGAGUCAUGACACAACUUUAUAUUGUGAAGCAUCGGGAAGUCCUCUCCCUCUCAUUGUCUGGUACAAAGGAGAUACUCAGGUUGUUGAGAAUUCCGAUAUUCAAAUUUUAGAAAAAGGAAAAAUCUUGAAGUUUUUGAAAACCUCUAUGAACGAUGCUGGGCUGUAUAAAUGCAAAGCAACAAACAUUGCCGGGGACAGUGAAAAACAGUUCUUUGUGGAUCUUCUAGAUCCCCCCACAAUUGCAGGUAGUGGAUUAGUUAGUGAUGUCACUGUAAAUGCGGGAUUAGCGGCUUACCUGGAGUGUAGAGUGAGUGGCGUACCAUUCCCACUCAUUCAGUGGUUCAAAGACAACAGAGCAAUUUCUCCUGGAGAUACUAAUAUCAAGAUUUUGGAAAGAACACAACUCCUUCAAAUAAAGAAUUCACACUUGAGUGACAGUGGACAUUAUAAAUGUAUUGCAACCAACACGGCUGGAUCACAUAUCAAGCAAUUUAAACUUACCGUUAACAUUCCUCCAAGCAUAAAGGAUGGGAACAGUACCACUGAGUUAUCAUUUACUGAGGGCAGUGAAAUCAACUUGGAAUGUGAUGCCAGGGGAAUGCCCACCCCUACCUUAACAUGGCACAAAGACGGGCAAGCUAUUCGCCCCACUUCUCAUGUUCUGUACAAAGACCAAGGGAAAUAUCUACGCAUCCUGGAGUCUCAAAUCACAGAUUCCGGCAAUUACAUUUGUCAGGCGACUAAUCUUGCAGGAUCUGCAGAGAAGACCUAUCUGGUUGAUAUAUAUGUUCCAGCUACUAUAAUUGGACAUUCGAGCAAAAUUGAAAUAAAAAAAGUUACAGUUGGCAAUUCACUCCUACUUGACUGUGACGCAGUUGGUCACCCACAACCCCUGUUAACUUGGCUAAAAGAUGGUGUGCCUGUAGAGAUAAACAACAACAUCCAAAUUCAGUAUAAUGGGAAAAAACUGGAGAUAAAGAAUGCAGCAGAAUCAGACCACGGACAAUAUUCCUGCGUGGCAACCAACAUAGCAGGAGAAGCAGAAAUUAAAUACAAAGUUACUGUUCUAGUUCCUCCAUCAAUAGAAGAUGCACAGGAUUCUGAAGAUCACACUGUAAUUGCCAAAGGCCCUGUGGAACUGGAAUGCAAUGUGUUUGGGACACCUCUGCCAACUAUAGCGUGGUUGAAAAAUGGAAUUCCUGUUGAAAUUAACAGUGGACUCCUGAUCCAGUCGAAUGGACAAAAACUUUUGAUCCUGAGUGCAGAGUUUUCAGAUCGUGGGAAUUAUCAGUGUGUUGCAAAAAAUGAAGCAGGAGUUAGCAGAAAACAAUUUACUGUUAAUGUGCACGUUCGACCCAUCAUCAAACCUAUGGCUUCUCAGAUAUCCGUACUGAUGCACAAGUCUACGAGUUUGCAAUGCGUGGCAAGCGGAGUACCUGUGCCUCUCAUUACUUGGUUAAAAGAUGGAGUUCCUUUCAAUGCCGCCAAAGACAAUAUAAAAAUGGAAUCUUCUGGUCGUGCUCACAGUAUAAAAUUUGAGAAAACAUUGUUGGCAGAUGCUGGUAAAUACACCUGUGUGGCCACCAAUGCAGCCGGGGAAACUGAGCAAAGCAUAUGGCUAAAUAUUUACGAGCCACCUAAAAUUGAGAAUUCUGGAGAUAUACUUCAUGAAACAGUCCAUGGAGGUCACUCUGUGAUACUUGAAUGCAAUGCAGUGGGCAAUCCUGUCCCUGAAAUCACAUGGUUUAAAGAUAAUGCCCAACUCUUGAUAAGUGGAGAGGUUACUUUGGUAGACGGAAGGCACAUUCAGAUUGGCAAUGCCCAGAUAUUUGAUUCUGGUGUGUAUAGGUGUGUAGCUACCAAUGCAGCCGGAGAAGCUGAACUGACGUACAUGCUAGAAGUUCAUGUCCCUCCAUCUAUAUUCGGUGAAAGCAGUGUGGUAUCUGUGAUUGUUAAUAAUUCUGUUAGAUUGGAAUGCGAAGCAACAGGAUUCCCAGACCCUGGUUUAACAUGGUUAAAAGAUGGCAGCCCAGUUUCCAGCUUCAUUGAUGGAAUUCAGAUUCUUUCAGGAGGUCGAGUUCUUGAAUUAAAGAAUGCACAGAUAGGAGACACUGGAAGAUAUACUUGUGUAGCCGUGAAUGCCGCAGGAGAACAGCAGAAGGAUUUUGAUCUAUCUGUUUAUGUUCCCCCAAACAUCAUGGGCGAGGAGCAAAACAUGUCAACUCUGUUAGGUGAAACUCUCGUGUUGAGAUGCCAGAGUAAUGCUAUCCCCCCUCCAGUCCUCACUUGGCUUAAAGACUGGAAACCAUUAACAAUGAGACCAGGUGUCAGUAUUUCAGAAGAUGGAAGCGUUUUAAAGGUUGAAGGUGCUCAAGUGAAGGAUACCGGACGCUAUUCUUGUGAAGCGGUUAAUGUUGCUGGAAAAACAGAAAAGAACUACAAUGUAAAUAUUUUGGUACCACCUUCUAUACAAGGAUCCAGUGAUGAGUCAGAAGUUACAGUUAUUGAAGGAUCACUUAUCAGUCUCCUGUGUGAUUCCAGUGGCAUUCCACCUCCAGCACUUACAUGGAAGAAGAAUGGUACUUUAUUAGCAGCAGAUUCUUCAGGCCGGGUGCGAUUUCUAUCAGGAGGUAGACAUUUGCAAAUUACAGCGGCUGAAAAAUCAGACACUGCUUCAUAUAAAUGCACAGCUUCCAAUACGGCUGGAAGUGUAGUUAAGAAAUACAAUGUUAAAGUUUAUGUUCGUCCAAGGAUAUCUGAGAGUGGGAAUUUUGCCACAGAAGUUGUGGUAAUUUAUGGGAAUGAUGUCACUCUGGAGUGCCAAUCCACCGGUGAUCCACAACCACUUCUGACAUGGUUAAAAGACGGUGUGCCCGUAAUUAAUGGAGAUGGGGUCAACAUUCUAAGCAAUGGAAGACUUCUUCGUUUAGAGAAUGCUCAACUGGCCAACACAGGACAUUAUGUGUGUGUAGCAAUAAAUGUGGCUGGACAAUCAGAUAGAAAGUAUAACUUAAAGGUUUUUGUUCCCCCAAGAUUCCCUGAAGAUGUAAAAAAACAUGAGAAUGUAAGUGUUCUAGAAAGAAAUCCUGUUACUUUGACAUGUGGAAUGUCCGGAAUUCCCCCACCGACAAUAACAUGGUACAAAGAUGGACAUCCAAUCACCCAGAACCACUCUCCUGUGAUCAUGUCAGGUGGCAUGGUUCUUCGAUUUUCACAUGCUUCUAUUUCUGAUGCUGGGAGGUACACCUGCAUCGUAUCCAAUGCCGCUGGAGAAGAUAAGAAACAUUUUGAUCUUGAUGUUCUAGUGCCUCCCAAGCUUUUUGGAAAGCUUUUAGAAGAUAUCAAGGUGAAAGAAAAGGAUGGGGUUACAUUGUCAUGUGAAGCAGUAGGUAAUCCAGUGCCCCAGGUAACAUGGCAGAAGGAUGGGUUACCUCUUCCUGAAGACACAAGCCAUCAGAUAUCAUUGGGGGGCCAGCACCUUCACAUUACUAAUACGACAAUAACAGACAGUGGAAGAUAUACAUGUAUCGUCUCCAAUUCGGCUGGGGAUAAGAGUAAAAGCUUUAGCCUUAGUGUAUUAGUAUCUCCAACUAUCUCUGCUGCCAACCUUGAUGGAUCUCCCGAAGAUGUGUCUGUCAUUCUGCACAGUUCACUAUCCCUAAACUGUGAUGUCCACUCACAUCCUCCAUCUAUGAUCACGUGGCAUAAAGAUGGGCAUGAAAUCCAGUCAAAGGACAACAUCCGAAUUUUACCAGGAGGUCGAAUGCUACAGAUCAUAAGAGCCCAAGAAGACCACACAGGAAGAUACAAGUGUGUUGCCACCAACGAAGCAGGAGAAGCCAUACAUCAAUACGAACUGAAAGUGUACAUUCCACCUCAGAUUAACAAAGGAGAUGUUUCAGGAACUGGACAGUUUUCCAAAGAGGUGAAAGCUAGAGAGAAUUCAAACUUUUCUCUCCAUUGUGAUGUAAAGGCAUUUCCUUUGGCCACUGUGUCAUGGUAUAAGGACGGGCAGCUUCUUGAUCCUGAAAGUCCUUUGACGAUCAUCAAGGAAAAUACACUUCAUGUGGAGGAAUCCCAGCUGUCUGAUACUGGUCGAUAUACAUGUGUGGCAACAAAUCUUGCUGGAGAAGAUGAAAUGGACUUUGAUGUUAUUAUACAAGUUCCUCCAAACUUUCCAAAAUUGUCUGGCAUCUGGUUGUCUUCCGACAGCAACAUUAUGAAUCAAAAUGGUGAAAACAAGGAAGUUGUACUUAAUAACCCGCUUUCUCUCUACUGCGAAACCAAUGCGGUUCCCCCACCAACCAUCACAUGGUAUAAAAAUGGCCAUCUCCUGACAUCUAAUGGCAAGGCUUUCAUAUUGCCAGGAGGACAUAUUCUGCAGAUUGCACGAGCUCAGGAAGAGGAUGCUGGGACGUACACUUGUGUUGCAGUGAAUGAGGCAGGACAGGACUCCAUACAUUAUAAUGUUUAUGUCCUUUUGCCACCUACGUUUGAAGAUGAUAAUUUGUCUGAAGAUAUCACAGCUUUGGUGAAUGAUACAGUUCUCUUAAACUGCUCAGUAAAAGGUGAACCCAUCCCAACCAUAGCUUGGCAGAAAGACGGGCAGCAAAUCGAAAAAGCAGAACAAUACCAGUAUUUUUUGAGUGGGAGAUCUCUGCAGAUAAAAAGUGCUCAAUUAAUGGAUACGGGACGAUAUACUUGUAUUGUGGAAAAUGGAGCUGGAAGUGCACAAAAAUCCUUUAAUCUAAAUAUUUAUGUUCCUCCAAGCAUUAUUGGCAGCAGUUUUGAGAAUGUCACAGUGGUGGAGAAUCAUUUGAUCUCACUGAUAUGUGAAGUGACAGGAUUCCCUCCACCAACUAUCAACUGGCAGAAGAACGGAGAAUUCCUCAGCCAGGGUAACCACCUAUCUAUUGUGCCUGGUGGAAGAAUUCUGCAGAUCCUACAAACCAAACUGUCAGACGCUGGAGAGUAUAAGUGUGUUGCCAUCAAUCAAGCAGGAGAAAGCAGGAAAACCAUUUUACUUAAUGUCUAUGCUCCCCCUAGCAUUGUGGCUAACAGCAGAGAUUCUUCUACUGAAAUAAAUGCACGGGUAACAUCAUCUGUCAUGCUGGAUUGUGAAUCAAAUGCAUUCCCACCUCCUACAGUGCAGUGGUACAAGAAUGGUCUUCUGAUCACAGAAUCUGCCAAUCAUGAGGCUCUAGAUGGAGGUCAAACCUUAAGCAUUAAACAUGCCCAGGUAUCCGACACUGGGGAAUAUGAAUGUGUAGCAACUAAUAUUGUAGGACAGGAUAAUAAAAAAAUCUAUGUGAAUGUGCAUGUGCCUCCCAGCAUACAGGGUCCAUCGGAGGAAUAUCAUAAUGGAAUUAUACAAAACACAGUUACUUUAUUGUGUGAUGCUUAUGGUAUCCCUACACCAACCAUCAAAUGGCUCAAGGGUGGACAUCAGAUAAGCCAGACGGAUUCUCUGGAAGUUCAGUUUCUUUCUGGUGGAAGCAAAUUGAAAAUGAGCAGAGCUCAGCUUACCGAUAGCGGGACAUACACAUGUUUUGCAUCAAACACAGAAGGCACAGCUCAGAAGAACUUCAUUCUAACCAUUCAAGUUCCCCCUAGCAUCAUUGGUUCUGGAAUGUCAAAUGAGGUCAAUGUUGUACCAGGAGAAGAUGUACAGCUGGUAUGCAAAGCUGAUGGAACUCCUGUGCCUGUUAUUCAUUGGAUAAAGGAUGGUAAACACAUAAAUAAUGAUGACUACCAAGGAAUUCGUGUAAGCGAGGAUGGGCAGAACUUGAUUAUUUCCAAAAUCAAAAUAACAGAUAUUGGGAAAUACACCUGUGUGGCGACAAAUUCAGCCGGAGAAGAUGACAGAAUAUUCAACGUAAAUGUUUAUGUUGCUCCAAGAAUUGCUGAGAAUAACCGGAAUGAGCUGGCCGCUAUUUUAGACACUUCCAUAAACAUUGAAUGUCUUGCAAGUGGGAGCCCUCCACCUCAAAUCAACUGGCUUAAAAAUGGUCUUCCGCUCCCAGUGUCAUCCCAUAUAAGACUCCAAUCUGCUGGACAAGUAUUUAGGAUUUCGAGGGUACAGAAAUCCGAUGCAGGUUCUUACACUUGUGUAGCCUCAAACCGAGCUGGGGUAGACAAAAAAGAUUACAGCCUUAAAGUCUAUGUGCCGCCUAUCAUGGCAGAAUCUGACAUCACUCAGCAACUGACUGUUGUGAAAGGAAAUCCGAGUACCUUAAAAUGUUUUGCUGAUGGAUCACCUGUACCUCAAUUAUCAUGGGUGAAAGACGGGAAACCAUUGAAUCAGAGAUAUCUUUCACUCCUGCAAAGUAACAACACAGUCCUUCAUCUAUUAAAUACAGAAAUGGAUGACCUGGGAAGAUACACGUGUAUUGCAUCAAAUGAAGCUGGGAGUGUGAGCAAGCACUUCAUCCUUAAUGUCAUCGAACCACCUCACAUUAACGGGUCUGAAAACACAGAAGACUUAUCAGUAGUUGUAAAUAAACAGUUAGAUGUUUUUUGUUAUACGAUGGGGUUUCCUCCUCCAAUAAUAACAUGGCUGAAGGAUGGGCAGCCACUUUCACAAACUGAGAAUGUUCAUCUACUGAAAGAAGGGCAAAUAUUGCGAAUAACAAGUGCCCAGGAAGUAAAUAUAGGACGUUAUACAUGCCUGGCUUCAAAUCGUGCAGGGGACACUAAAAAAGAAUUUUCAAUAGAUGUUCACAUGCCUCCUAACAUUGCGGGUAGCAGUGGGCUCCAUAACAUCACUGCCCUACUAAAGAAGCAAAUUGCUCUGGAAUGCAAAUCAGAUGCCCUCCCACUGCCAAAGAUUACAUGGCUGAAAGAUGGAGUGUCAUUAACACCAAAUUCCAGAGUACGUGUUUUAUCUAAUGGGCGAUACCUGCAGAUUGACCAUGCUGAGGUGACGGACACUGCAAGAUAUACUUGUGUGGCAAGCAAUAUUGUUGGAAAAACUACUAGAGAGUUUAUGCUCAAUGUUUAUGUUCCACCUUCAAUAAAAGAGGGACCUCACAUAGUGACUACAUUUGUUAAUGAGCCUGCUACUUUGGAUUGUGUAACCACAGGAAUCCCUUCUCCAAGGAUAUCAUGGAGAAAGGAUGGGACAAUACUGCCCGGUAACAGUUCCAGGCAUUUCAUCUCUGAACUUGGCUCACUAAACAUUUUAACAGCAAAUAUCACCGACUCAGGACAGUAUUUUUGCUUGGCAACCAAUGCAGCUGGCUCUGAGCAACGGCAAAUUGAUCUCUUAGUAUAUGCUCCUCCAUCAAUUCUUUCUGGAUCAACAAAUAUUACAACUAAGGUCAAUUUCCAAACUACACUGCCAUGUGAGGUCUCAGGAACACCAACACCUAAAGUAGAGUGGACAAAGAAUGGGCGUCUCAUUAAUAAAGAUCUAAAUCAAAAUGUGUAUAGAUUUUUAUCUUCAGGUUCACUAGUAAUAAUUUCUCCAACUGUAGAAGACACAGGGAUAUAUGCAUGUUUGGCUUCCAGUGACGCCGGUGAAGAUGAAAUUGCAGUUUUUCUUUCUGUACAAGUGCCACCUUCCAUUGCAGAUGAGGUUACAAAUAUUUUUGUGACAAAAUUAUCACCGGCAUUGCUCCCUUGCACUGUAUCUGGAGUCCCACACCCGUCCAUCCACUGGUUAAAGGAUGGAGUGCGUCUCCCUGCUAGAGGAACUACUCACAGAAUACUGUCAUCAGGAAGUAUUGAAAUCCCAAGCAGUGAGCUAGAUCAUGCCGGUCACUACACCUGCAGCGCUGUUAAUGAAGUUGGUUCUGCCCAAAUUCACAUCAACCUUCAUGUUCAAGAGGUUCCAGUCAUUCGCAGUCAGGCUGAUUAUUUAGAAAUCACAUUAAACAGCCCUGUCACUUUAUCCUGCGUUGCAUCCGGUGUACCUGAACCAACUGUAACAUGGCAAAAAGAAGGCACCAGUAUCAAGACAGGAUUUGGGCAUACCAUCCUUCCUAAUGGCAGCAUCCAUAUAGAAAAGGCAACACAAGAUGAUGUGGGUACCUAUACUUGUAUUGCGCAGAACGCAGCUGGUACUGCACUCGGAAAGAUCAAACUUAAAGUCCAUGUUCCACCUGAAAUUAAACCACACUUGACCGAAUAUGUAAUUGCUGUGGAUAAAUCUAUCACAAUGCUCUGUGAGGCUACUGGGAAUCCAACACCUGAGAUUAUGUGGUACAAAAAUGGAGCGUCUCUUGCCACAUCAGCCGGACAGAGGAUUGUUGGCACGGGAGCUUUACAGAUUGCGUUUGCACAGCCUGAUGAUGGUGGACUAUAUACAUGCAUUGCUGAAAAUAUUGCAGGAACUGUCAACUCUACCAUGACCCUGUCUGUCUUAAUGCCACCUCGGAUUCUAAAAAUAAACAAAGAAUUGUCUGUGAUAAAUGGUUCUCGAAUAAAAUUACUGUGUACAGCACAAGGAAUUCCUGCCCCGGUGAUUACCUGGGAAAAGAAUAAUGUACCUGUAUCAGAGACAUAUGGAAAAUACACCUUGCUAACAUCUGGAGAACUUAUACUGCACAAUGCAGAGCGUACAGAUAUUGGUAGCUACGUUUGCACUGCUCGUAAUAUUGCUGGAGAAGAUUCACAUACUAUCAGCCUCAUUGUAAACUUCAAACCAUAUUUUACGGAACUCCCUACAAACGUAUCUUUAAAUGAAGGAGACGCGCUUAGACUAUCGUGCCAAGCAGCGGGAAGCCCUUCACCUCGUAUAACGUGGAGCUUUAAAAACAAAACUCUCUCUUCACGAUGGGGCCAUUCUACACAGCAAAGUGACCUUAUGAUUGAGAAUGUUUUAAGAGAAGAUUCGGGGGCUUACACUUGCACUGCAGAAAACACAGUGUCUUCGAUAUUCACUGCAGCACAUGUAUUUGUUAGAGAACCACCUGUACUCAUUGGAGUCCAUCAUGCUAAUCAGUCAGUGCCUUUGGGUGGUAACAUUGUUUUGAAAUGUAUUGUGAAAGGAAACCCAUCACCUAGGAUUCAAUGGACUAAGAACGGAAAUGAUAUUCUAUUAAGCAGGAGAAUUCAACAGUUCAGUAAUGGAUCCCUUUCUAUCUCCAAUGCCAUAAGUGAAGAUGCCGGUGAUUAUUCUUGCAUUGCAACAAAUGAUGCUGGUGUAAUGGAACAUACGGUUAGACUCACCCUACAAAGACUACCAGUUAUUACAAUUAAUCCAGUCGAUACUGCGGCGGAUGCUGGUGCUACUGUGGUACUUAACUGUCAGGCUGAAGGAGAGCCAUCCCCCCACAUCUCUUGGUCCCGGCAUACUCACCCUUUCACCGACGAUAGAAGAAUUACUGUUUUGUCAAACAAUUCACUGCAAAUCCUUUCUGCUCGGAAGGAGGAUACAUCAGUGUAUGAAUGCAAAGCUACAAAUAUAAUGGGAUUCACUACUGUCAAAGCAGCUUUUACAGUCCGAGUGAAUGGGGGAUUUUCUGUGUGGCUCCCAUGGCAAGCUUGCAGUGUGAGCUGUGGUCAGGGAGUCCAGAAAAGGAUGCGACUUUGCAACAAUCCAGUUCCAGCAAAUGGAGGCCUUAAUUGUCAUGGAGCAGAGACAGAGACACGAAGCUGCCAGAACAAGCCAUGUCCAGUGGACGGUAACUGGUCAGUAUGGACCACGUGGGAAGAGUGUUCAAAAUCAUGUGGAGUUGGCAAAAAGACAAGGUUACGAGUAUGUAAUGACCCCCCAGCCCAAGGUGGAGGAAAGACUUGCGAGGGAAAAGCUGUAGAUGUUGCGACUUGUAAUGUAACUCCAUGUCCAGUUGAUGGCUUGUGGAGUCCUUGGUUCUCUUGGGGUCCAUGCAGUAAGACCUGUGGGAAAGGCACUCAGACUCGAAGAAGACUAUGCAACAAUCCUUCUCCAGCAUUUGACGGAUUACCUUGUGAAGGACAAGACAUUCAAAUGCAAAUAUGCAAUGACCAGCAUUGUCCUGUGGAUGGAAAAUGGUCUGUGUGGGGAAGCUGGACAUCUUGUAGUUUGUCGUGUGGUGGAGGAAUUCGUCAAAGAACCCGAGAUUGUUCCAAUCCAACUCCACAAUAUGGUGGCCACACAUGUGAAGGAAAUGCCCUGGAAAAUGAGGUCUGCAAUGGUGACCUUUGUCCCAUUCAUGGAAACUGGGGAUCAUGGAGUGUCUGGGGAACCUGUAGUCGUACUUGCAGUGGGGGUCAAAUGAGAAGAUAUCGAGCAUGUGACAAUCCUGCCCCUUCACACAGUGGAAGAGCGUGCACAGGGACUGAUACCGAGAUACGAAAAUGUAAUACUGACUUGUGUCCCGUUGAUGGAAAUUGGGGUCCCUGGGAAGCUUGGAGUACAUGUUCUGCUUCUUGUGGGGGAGGGGAGCAAAUUCGUACACGUCAGUGCAAUCAUCCCAUCAACAUGCCUCGGGCAUGGCCCUGUCCAGGAGAUGCCAUGCAAAUACAGCAAUGUAACAAACAAGCAUGCCCAGGAGGACCUCAACAUGUUAAGGGCAAUUUAUUUGGAAACAUCAAUGGAGUUGAGUUUGGAAUCGCUCUCCUUAAUGGCACAAUUACCAGUUCCCCUGAUGCCACGGCCAAAAAUAUUCAGGCAACAAUUACCAAUAUACCGAAAAGUCUGGGUCCAUCGAUGAGGAACCUUAUCUCAAUUUUAAAUCCUAUAUAUUGGACGGUAGCAGAAGAGAUAGGAGAAGCUGUGAAUGGAUUCACUCUCACAGGUGGUGCAUUUAAAAGAGAAUCCCAAGUGGAGUUUGCAACUGGUGAAAUUUUGCGGAUCACGCACACUGCUCGAGGUGUUGACUCAGAGGGGUCCCUUGUAGUGGACACAGCAGUGAAAGGGCAUGUUCUGCAACUUCAGGGUUCUGCAGAUGUCAGUGUAAAGGAUUACACAGAAGAUUACAUUCAGACUGGCCCUGGACAGCUCUAUGCCCAUUCAACAAGAAUGUUUUCUUUGGACGGGCUCAGUGUGCCAUAUGCCUGGAACCACACAAUCGGUUAUGAUGAAGAUCACGGAAAAAUGCCUUUUGUGAUAGAGACAUUGCGUGUCUUUUCCAUAGAAGCAGAUUACGAUCCACUCGAGGAAUCUCUGAACUUUCAAAUUCAGUCUUCUAUCUCCACAGGUGAUCUAAGUAACCAGUGUCCUUCUGGAUUCAGUUUUGAUGCCUCAGGAUUCUUCUGUGCUGAUGACGAUGAAUGUGCUGGUCACAGUCCAUGUUCUCAUUUAUGCCAUAAUAUAAUGGGAGGUUACUACUGCUCUUGUCCAAAAGGCCUGAUAAUUAUGGAGGAUGGAAAGACAUGCAAUGAUGUAGAUGAAUGUUCUCUGGAAGAAUCUCCCUGCCGUAACAACCAGGAGUGUACAAACACAAUUGGUUCCUACCUGUGCACUGUGAAAUGUGGAGCUGGGUUUCGAGCUGCUAGUAACGGCCUAACCUGUCAAGAUAUCAAUGAAUGUCAAGAAUCAGUCCCAUGUCAUCAGCGUUGCUUCAAUAGUAUUGGAAGUUAUCACUGUGGCUGUGACCUGGGUUAUCAGCUGAAGGGCAAAAGAUGUUUUGAUGUGAAUGAAUGCCGUCAAGGUGCAUGCCGACGAGAUCAGUUAUGCAAAAACACACGUGGGAGCUAUAAGUGCAUCGAUCUGUGCCCUAGUGGAUUGACAAGAGCAGAAAAUGGAUCUUGUGUCGAUAUCAAUGAAUGUAGAGAAAUUACUCAACCAUGUAUAGGUAACCAGAUCUGUGAGAAUACACAUGGAAGUUAUCAUUGUGUCUGUCCACGAGGUUACAAGUCUGAAGGUGCUGGGAAGCCUUGCGUAGAUAUUAAUGAAUGUGUAAAACAAGAUGUUUGCCAACACGAAUGUAAAAAUGUUCUGGGGAGUUACCAGUGUCUGUGCCCACCUGGUUAUCAGCUCAUGGCCAAUGGAAAAACAUGCCAAGACAUUGAUGAAUGCCUUGAACAGAACAUUCAAUGUGGUGCCAAUCGAAUGUGCUUCAACAUGCGAGGAAGUCACCAGUGUAUGGACACACCAUGUCCACCAAACUACGUGCGCGACUCUGUGUCUGGGUACUGCUUGAAGAACUGCGCUGCCAAUGAUUUGGAGUGUGCUUUGAGUCCCUAUGCUUUGCAGUAUAAACUUGUGUCGCUUCCAUUUGGCAUUGCCGCCAAUCAAGACUUAAUACGCUUAGUUGCGUACACUCAGGAUGGAAUCUUACACCCAAGAACAACAUUUUUAAUAAUUGAUGAAGAUCCUUUGCUGCCAUUUUCUAUCCGGGAAGAAAAUAUGAAAGGUGUUGUUUUCACCAUCAGGCCCCUUACAAAGCCGGAAACAUAUCGAAUGAAAGUGAAAGCGUUGUCCUACAGCAUCGAUAGAACCAUCGAAUAUCAAACAGCGUUUAUUGUUUAUAUCUCUGUAUCGCCAUACCCCUACUAAGAUAACUGUAUACGUUGCCAAUUUAGUAUUUGAUAAUGCUACAGUCGGACUAAUUUAAUAUAUUUGGGGGAUUCCGGUGUAGAUUUUAUUUUUUCGGACAAGAAAUAAAAACUUAGAUCAUGUUCCAAGCAUAUUAAUGCAAUAAUUAACGUGGAUAUUUUAUACUAGAAUUGGCAGCACUGUAUUUAUGUUUUAUGGGUUUUUUUUUUUGUUUGUUUGGUUUUUUUUUUGUGUACCAGCCAUUUUCAUAUGAAUCUGAAUGUAAAAAUCCUAGUUUCAGUAUAAUAAGAUGAAAACAUAAAAUAAAGUUUCACUUUUUAUUUUACAAAAUGCACAUUGUAUUCAUCCAAUACAUUACUGUUACAAAAAUAUUAUAAAACCGUUUUUUACAUCUUGGGAUGUGACCCAUGUGAUACCGGUAUAAUAUGUGCCACACUUAUUGCAUGUGGUACCUGAAAAACACCAGAAGCAAACACAGGAACCACACAGGGUUAUCAUAAUCCAUUCACAUAGCAGACAAUGACAUAACAUGCCGGGCCCCCUUACACAUACAUCACUCUUAUUUUGUUAAAGGAACACUUCGAUCACCAUAACUACUACAGCACACUGAUGUGGUUACAUUACCAGGAGUGCCUCAGCCUGAUAUAGCUGACACUGAAUGGGUUAAUUUAUAAAGUCUAAUUAAAAAUUGUAAACGAGAAUUUGGUUGAAGUAAAAACUGAGUACCAAA